CUCUCACUCGCUCUAAUAAUUUUAGCCGAACGAAGAGAGAGUCGUCACAGACAGUGUGAAAAAAGAAAAAACCCCAAAAAUCGAUUCAGAUGCAAGAUUUCUUCGGCUCCGUUCGCCGAUCUCUCGUCUUCCGUCCUCCCGGAGAUGAAGACAACAACCAAGAGAAUCAGCCUCCUUUCCCCGGCGUUCUCGCCGAUAAGAUCAAUUCCUGCAUCCGCAAAUCCAGGGCUCUCAUCAAACCCUCCUCCUCGCCUCCUCCCACCACCGUAGAAACUCCACCUCCGAUUUCGUGGAGGAAAGGCGACGUAAUUGGUAGCGGCGCGUUCGGUACAGUGUACAUGGGUAUGAAUCUCGAUUCCGGGGAGCUCAUCGCCGUUAAACAGGUUUUGAUUGCAUCCAAUUAUGCUUCCAAGGAGAAAACUCAGGCUCAGAUUCAGGAGCUAGAGGAAGAAGUGAAACUUCUCAAAAAACUAUCCCAUCCAAAUAUUGUUAGGUAUUUGGGCACAGUGAGAGAAGAUGACACCUUCAACAUCCUUCUCGAGCUUGUUUCCGGUGGAUCUAUAUCUUCGCUCUUGGAGAAAUUCGGACCUUUUCCUGAAUCAGUUGUGCGGAGAUUCACAAAACAGCUGCUUUUUGGGUUGGAGUACCUUCACAAUCAUGCAAUUAUGCACAGAGACAUUAAGGGGGCUAAUAUCCUUGUGGAUAAAGAAGGAUGCAUUAAACUUGCUGAUUUUGGUGCAUCCAAACAAGUAGCUGAGUUGGCUACGAUGUCUGGUGCAAAAUCUAUGAAAGGGACACCCUAUUGGAUGGCUCCCGAAGUUAUUCUUCAAACUGGACAUAGCUUCUCUGCUGAUAUAUGGAGCGUGGGCUGUACAGUUAUUGAAAUGGUGACUGGAAAGGCUCCUUGGAGUCAGAAGUAUAAAGAGGUUGCUGCUAUCUUCUUCAUCGGAACGACAAAAUCCCAUCCUCCAAUACCUGAUACUCUCUCCUCUGAUGCAAAAGACUUUCUGCUCAAGUGUCUACAACAGGAACCAGAUAUGCGGCCAACGGCAUCUGAGCUACUAAAGCAUCCUUUUGUUACGGGAAAACACAAGGAAUCUGCUUCAACUGAUCUUCUUUCUGUCGUGAAGAAUGGUAGCACUCCUGCCUUGUCAGAGUUAACUAACACUAAGUGCUCUCCACAUUCUACAUGCAACGAUGUAGGAGACAUGUGUAACUUGGGCAGUCUGAACUAUUCACUUGCAUCUCCUUUGAAAUCAAUCCAAAACAACAAUUUCAGGCCACAAAACGAUAAUGGAGGUGAGGAAGACGAUAUGUGUUUGAUUGACGACGACAAUUUUUUGACAUUUAACGGAGAGACAGGACCUUUCCUUGAAAAUAAUAGUGAUCUGAAGAAGAGCUCUGAUGCUACAAGAGAUAUUUCCAAUGAUUUGAGUUCCAAAUUUGACGAAAGUCCUUGUAAUGAAGAGAAAGAGACUAAAAUGAGCAUGGAAGUUGACCAACCGUCAUACUCAGAAGAUGAUGAGGAGCUGACCGAGUCAAAAAUUAAAGCCUUCUUAGAUGAAAAGGCUGCAGACCUAAAGAAAUUACAGACCCCUCUAUAUGAAGAAUACUACAACAAUUUGAUCACGUGCUCUCCCAGUGGAAUGGAGAGUAAUCUAAGUAGCACUAAAAGAGAGGACACUGCUCGUGGUUUCCUGAAACUGCCUCCAAAAAGCAGAUCACCGAGUCGGGGUCCUCUUGGUGGUUCACCCUCGAGAGCAACAGACGCAGUUAGUUGUACUAAGAGCCCAGGAAGUGGAAGUAGCCGUGAAGUGAAUAUGAACGAUGGAGGUGAUGAAGCUUCGCAGGAUGGUGCAUCAGCCCGAGUCACUGACUGGAGGGGUCUAACUGUUGAUACUGAACAGGAAUCAAAGAGCCAGAGUGUAGCUUUGUCGGAGAUAGAGAAGAAAUGGAAGGAAGAGCUUGAUCAAGAACUGGAAAGAAAGCGACAAGAGAUAAUGCGCCAGGCAGGGACGGGAUCAUCCCCAAGAGAGAGAGGCUUGAGCCGACAGAGAGAGAAGUCGAGGUUUGCAUCUCCAGGAAAAUGA
Molecule: messenger RNA, 2090 nt
Organism: Eruca vesicaria subsp. sativa (arugula)
Lineage: Eukaryota; Viridiplantae; Streptophyta; Magnoliopsida; Brassicales; Brassicaceae
Source: the annotation of a GenBank genome assembly